UGAAGAAGUUAGGUUUUACCAGUAAACCGUGCUGAAGAGGAUUGAAUUCCAGGUUGACAGGAGGAUCCCUGCAGUCAAUUGGAAGCCAUCCUCUCUCAGAGCAGCAAGAUGGGCAAAAAGAGCAGAGUGAAGACCCAGAAAUCGGGGACCGGUGCCACAGCUGUGGUUUCUCCUAAAGAGAUGAUGAAUUUAAUUUCUGAACUUCUGCAGAAGUGCAGCAGCGCUGCUCCCUCUCCUGGGAAAGAGUGGGAGGAAUAUGUUCAGAUCCGAGCUCUGGUGGAGAAGAUCCGUAAGAAACAGAAAGGGAUGUCUGUAUCAUUUGAGGGAAUCAGGGAAGACUUUUUUUCCGAGCUGAUGGCCUGGGCCGCAGAAUGCGGGGCAUCUUGUGAUGGUUUUGAGAUCUCCAACUUUGCAGACGAAGGAUAUGGUCUGAAGGCCACCAAAGAUAUUAAGGCUGAGGAGCUGUUCCUGUGGAUCCCUAGAAAAAUGCUGAUGACUGUGGAAUCCGCCAAGAACUCUGUCCUUGGGCCAUUGUACAGUCAGGACCGUAUCCUACAAGCCAUGGGCAAUGUGACCCUGGCUCUACACUUGCUGUGUGAGCGGGCCAAUCCCAGCUCUCCCUGGCUGCCCUACAUCAAGACCCUGCCUGCCGACUAUGACACCCCUCUGUACUUUGAAGAGGAGGAAGUGCGCCACCUGCUGGCCACCCAAGCCAUACAGGACGUGCUCAGUCAAUAUAAAAACACAGCGCGACAGUACGCCUACUUCUACAAAGUCAUCCAUACUCAUCCGAACGCCAGCAAACUGCCCUUGAAGGAUGCUUUUACCUUUGACGACUACAGGUGGGCAGUGUCUUCUGUAAUGACUCGUCAAAACCAGAUUCCUACUGCAGACGGAAGUCGGGUCACACUGGCUCUCAUCCCUCUCUGGGACAUGUGCAACCACACUAACGGACUGAUUACGACCGGCUACAAUCUAGAGGAUGACCGAUGCGAAUGCGUAGCUCUCAAAGAUUACAAAGAGGGCGAACAGAUCUACAUAUUCUAUGGUACGAGAUCCAAUGCAGAGUUUGUGAUCCACAAUGGUUUCUUCUUUGAGGACAACGCACACGACCGUGUGAAAAUUAAGCUGGGUGUGAGCAAGAGCGAGCGUUUGUAUGCCAUGAAGGCAGAGGUUCUGGCCCGUGCAGGGAUUCCUGCGUCCAGUAUCUUUGCCCUGCACUGCAGCGAGCCGCCUAUAUCCGCUCAGCUCCUGGCCUUCCUGCGUGUCUUCUGCAUGACUGAAGAGGAACUCAGGGACUACCUGGUGGGCGAUCACGCCAUCAACAAGAUCUUCACCCUGGGCAACACCGAAUUCCCUGUCAGCUGGGAGAACGAAAUCAAGCUGUGGACGUUCCUGGAAACACGGGCUGCGCUGCUUCUCAAAACCUACAAGACAACCUCAGAGGAGGAUCGCUCCAUGCUGGAGAAGCCUGACCUGUCCCUGCACUCCCGCAUUGCUAUAAAGCUACGGCUGGCGGAGAAAGAGAUUCUGGAGCGCGCCGUGUCCUGCGGUCAGGCCAAGCGCCUGCACUUCCAGAAGCAGCUGGACGAAGGAGCCUCGCUGCCGCUCUACGAAGAAAGUGACAUCGCCCUUUUGGAGAACACAGAUGCCAAACUCCCCAUCAUCCUGCGCAAACUGGAAGAAGAAGACGAGCACGUUCAGGAGGAGAUGAACCUGGCCGAAAUCAAACCCGACGCUGCCUGCCUGGACUCCUCCAUGCCCCCUGUUCUUAACGGCCAGUGUAAAGAUCUCAAUGGUACUCAAGAGGAUCCUUCAGGAAGUGAUGCAGUGGUGAAAGGGUGUGAGGUAGAGAAGCAUGACCCAAGUACCAAACGAACUGAAGGUGAACCAAAAGAUGGUGGCAAAUAGUCCUGACCAGUGCGCGGUGGCAAUCUUAGUUCCUGCUCUUUAUUUAUUUUUGUUUAAGAGACUCACAAAUAGGAGCAAACGCUUUCUAAACACAACAAUGCAGAGGAUUUCAGUUUAAACGUUUUUGUUUGUUUUUUAAUAAAUGCAGCUUAAGUAUGAGCUAGCUCAAGCUAUUAAAAGCCUGUUUUUUUUUUUUUUCGUUUGAGUUUUUAAUCAGUGCCACAACUUUUCUUUUGUAGUAGCUUCACUCGUGCUGCCAGACACGUUCCUGUUAACAAGGUGAGGAAGUAACCAAUCAUAUGGACAAGGCUUGCUCAGACUUAACGAAAUGAAAAAUAUAUAUAUAUCGAAGACUUUAACAUGGUAAUGUUGCCAUGGAUGUUUCGGUUUAGUCAUCUAAAAUGCUGACUAAGGGAUUUUUACUUCUCUCUAACCAGCCGUUGCUGUAGACCAUGGCAGAAACAUGCUUGACGUUCAGUGCCGCUUGACAAUCAUUACUCUUAUGUUCUGACAUUGAUCCGUGAAGAGAUCAUCACUGAUGCACGCUAGUUACUUUACUCACAUAAAAAGUAAGGUUACUGAAAGUCUCAACGAAGUGAACAUUAGUUCCAGUUUUGAAUGUUGUAACCUGAACCAGAGGAUAGGAGAUUAUUUGUGGCUUUAUGGUUACUCUUUGCUGUGAAUGUAAUUCUAAGUUUGUGUGUUAAAACCAUUCACUCUUUAGGAUGGUAUACAUGUUCAUUUUAAUUCUUCUAUGCUAAUGAACAACCUUGCAGUUAAUAGACGGACUAUGAUCUCGGAGGACUAACUCCCUCAUACUGGAUCUUUGAGAAAUCUUUUUUUUUUUUUUUACUUGCUUCUCUUUAUUUUUAAUGCAAGUAUUACGUGUUUUAUUUAAGUAUUCACUGCAAAGUUCACUAAAGUGGUCAUCUUUAAGCCUUGACAAAUGUCAUUUAAUUGAAGUAGAAAUAUUGAUCCAGGAUGAAGACCUUGUGCAUUUACAGAUGUGCACCUCCCACAAGGCAAAACUCUGUUCCUGUCAGCUUUUAAACGACAAAACAUUGGGGACUAUUAAUCACUGGAACAGUUCACCCAAAAAUGAACCUCUACCAUUGUUUAUUUACCCAAAUGUUGUUUGAAAUCUGUAUUUUUUUUAUUAUUAUUUUAGACCUUAAAGCUUAAAAUUGCAACGGGGGUAACCAAGAGCCGCAUCACCAAAAAGCUUAAUGAAAGUGGUUUAUACAUGCAACUUGUGUUUUCAAGUCUUCUGAAGCCAUAUGAUAGCUUUGGGUAAGGAACACACUGACAUUUAAGUGAUUUAUUGAUAAUAUUUCAUUUUUUUCCUCACACGAUGCUAUCAUAUGGCUACUGUUGUUUUUUUGGAGCUUUACCCCCUUGGUCACUAAGAACUGGCAAAAUUAAAUGUGUGUGUUUUUUUUUUUUAUCUACUAAUAUAAUAAUACAAAUAGCACAAUUAUGGUUUGGUACCACAUAAGGCUAAGUAAAUAAUGAUUCCGUUGCUUUUUGGGUAACCUAAUUGUUAAAUCUUGAGUCUCUACCCAGUCACAUGAUCCAUCAGUAGUGACUUAUGAGGUGAUGAGAAAUUAAUCGAAAUAUGCCCCCAGUGUUUUGUUGUGCUUUUGAAAUCCCAUAUGUUGAAAUUGAAACUGCAUUACUUUUAAUGUGUUCUGCCCAUAAACAGCACUGUUCAGAAUGGUUUGUUUUCGUUGAAAGAUGUUUGAGUGUAUGGAAGCCUUCCACUUGUUCUUGCUGCUUCUGUAUAUAGAUUUAUAGCUUUGAAAGCUAACAGCUUUAAUACACUUAUUCUCAAAUCUUUAACAUGAUCUAGCCAUAAAGAAGAGACAUAGUGGAUUGCACUGACUCCUAGUACAUCAGUAUGACUGUAUAGGUAAAAGCCAUUAGAGUCUGUCUACAAUGACAAGUCCAAGAUUAAAGUUGUGUGCAUUUUUCACCUGAAUCAAAUAAGGUGGAGUGCUUUUCUUCAAAUCUC
Molecule: messenger RNA, 3922 nt
Organism: Pimephales promelas (fathead minnow)
Lineage: Eukaryota; Metazoa; Chordata; Actinopteri; Cypriniformes; Leuciscidae
Gene: setd3
Product: SET domain containing 3, actin histidine methyltransferase
Biological process (GO): peptidyl-lysine monomethylation; peptidyl-lysine trimethylation; actin modification
Molecular function (GO): protein-lysine N-methyltransferase activity; protein-L-histidine N-tele-methyltransferase activity; protein binding
Source: RefSeq, a predicted model, not a curated record